This is a messenger RNA of Effrenium voratum, 306 nucleotides long. Lineage: Eukaryota; Dinophyceae; Suessiales; Symbiodiniaceae. The record is from the annotation of a GenBank genome assembly.
AUGGAGAUCAGGAGCCAAGAAGUGCAACAGGUCCGAGCCAAUGAGUUUGAGCACAAGAUGGAGCAACUUGAGCAGAGGAUUACCAAUCUGCAGAGAGACAAGGAACAACUACACGUGGAGAUGCAGAAAGUUUGGAAGGGCAGGGAUGAGGAGAUUCAGCGGAUUCGUUCUCAGCAACAGUGGGAGAUGCAGCGGAUUCGUUCUCAGCAAGAGCGCUCCCGAGGGUCCACUACGGCUGGAGAAGUCUUUGCCGGCAAUAUAUUGAGUGCAUUAGCCCUCGGUGGUAUGGCUUUAAUGGUGCGUUGA